This is a messenger RNA of Cuscuta epithymum, 1202 nucleotides long. NCBI's taxonomy places the organism in Eukaryota, Viridiplantae, Streptophyta, Magnoliopsida, Solanales, Convolvulaceae. The record is from the annotation of a GenBank genome assembly.
GAAGAGUUAGCAUAAAAUAAGCAUCACACCCGGUGCAGUGAACAAAUAGAUCAUCACUAAAAUACAUGAGAGAAAGAGAAAAAAGAGGGAGGGAGCCGUGAGGAAGAAAAGGAGAAAGAAAAUAUUAUCAAAAGUUUAAGAACAAGUUAUCAGCACUAAUGUGUUCAAAACUCUCGAGAAAUCAUCUUCUCCUACAGUCCGAUGACAAACAUUAGCAAAAGAGAAUUCGACGUUCUUGAUCUGUUUGGUCAAAAAUAUUUGGAAUGGAAAGUGGAUGCUUUAGCACAUUUGAAGGGCAACAGUUUAGAAGAAACAAUUGAGGCUAACAAUCAAUCAUCUUCCAAGGAUAAAGCUAAAGCUAUAAUUUUCCUGCAUCAUCAUCUCUACGAAUGUCUCAAAUCUGAAUAUCUUUUGGUAGAUGAUACAAAAGUAUUAUGGGAUAAUUUACUGGAGAGGUAUGACCACCAACAAAAGGUUCUUUUACCUAAAGCUCAGUACGACUGGGUCAAUCUAAGAUUCCAAGAUUUUAAAUCUAUAAGUGAUCAUAAUUCUGCAAUGUUCCAAAUAAGAUCUAAGUUAAAGUUAAGCGGACAAAAAAUCACUGAUGUUGAGAUGUUGGAGAAAACCUUUUAUACUAUGCAUUUAUCUAGUAUGCUCCUCCAACAUCAAUAUAGAGAAAAAGGUUUUCAAAAAUACUCUGACCUUAUAUCAUUUUUACUCGUUGCUGAGCAAAAUAAUGACAUGUUAAUGAAAAGCCACAAUUUCAGACCCAGUGGUUCUAGCCCUUUUGUUUAUGAUCUAUCUCGUCAUAAUUUAGCCACUGAAUCAAAUACAACACACAGUGGCAUUCGAAGGCAUUUCAAACGUGGGAAUUUUAGUGGUCCUAAUAACAAGCCACAUCAAGAAUAUAAACGGGUCGAAAGAUGUAAUUACAAGGGCCAAGGGAAAACAAAAAAUCCAUCAAAUAAAUCACCCUCCGAAAUUCUCGAGAAAGACGACUUGUUAUAAGUGUGGCAUGACAGGGCACUGGGCAAAUAAAUGUCGUACUACAAAGUAUUUGGUGGAACUAUUCCAAGCUUCUAUGAAUCUGAAUAAAGACAAAAAUGUAGAAGCUAAUUUUGUCAAAGAUGCAACUCCGCCUCUUCCCAAAUUUGAUGUGUCUGAUUUCAUCAUGGAUGAUGCCAUUAUGGGCGACGCUUUUG